Molecule: messenger RNA, 402 nt
Organism: Cryptosporidium muris RN66
Lineage: Eukaryota; Apicomplexa; Conoidasida; Eucoccidiorida; Cryptosporidiidae
Exons: 4
Coding region: 1-402 (133 amino acids)
Source: RefSeq, a predicted model, not a curated record
AUGACUAAGGAAAUUGAAAACCAUUCACUAAACCAGGAUUCAAUAGUGAUCUCACAGAAUAAAGGUCUUCCAGUAGAUACCCCAAUUAGUAAAAAGAAGUGUAUUAGAGCUCAAGCUACUUCUAAAAGUGAACUCUCUGACAUUGAUACAUAUAAGAGACAGUUCCAAAGGAGUGAGGAAGAACUUCAUAAAGCAAUGACUAGUUUUUUAAAUACACUAUAUGAUGAAAUAGAAAAAUCAAGAGCUCAAUUGGAAGCUUCAUGUGUGAAAUCACUAGAGUGCUAUAGUGAAGCUAUAGAAAAAUUGGAGAGAUUAAGAGAUCAAAACGAAGAGCAUAUUCAAAGGCUUCAAAAGACACAAACAAUCGUUAAGUCAUUUUCCCAAAGAAUCACUAAUAUGUAG